AUGAGUACCAUCUACACCUGGUCUUUGACAGAUUCUGAGAGAAUGAUCCGAAACUCAAACCAAGUAAUUUCCAUUUUGGACAGAGACAGGUAAGUUUUCUUGGUCACAGGAUCACUAACAAGGGAAUUUUGCCUGACACCAGUUUCUCAGGUCUGUCAAGGAAGUGCGUGCGUGCAGGAGCCUGAUGAAUUACUAUGCUAAACUUGACUAGGGAUUUGGUCAUGUUGCCAGCCUGCUACAUGAAUUAAACAAGAAGAGAGCCUAUUCCCUCUGGACUAAGGAAUGCCAUUAUACCAUGUUUUUGUCAGGAAACGUUUUGAUACUCUGCAAUGGCCUAACCUUUUGGGAGCAAAGCAGAAUCCACAGUUACUCCCUAUUCAGUCCAGAGACAGCCCAAUUUGCUGCCCCCGACAUAUAA
Molecule: messenger RNA, 418 nt
Organism: Pocillopora meandrina
Lineage: Eukaryota; Metazoa; Cnidaria; Anthozoa; Scleractinia; Pocilloporidae
Source: the annotation of a GenBank genome assembly